GGCUCGGCUCAGCCCGGUUCGGCUCGGCUCGGCCCGGCCCGUGGCUGCCCCGCCCCGUGCGGUGCCGGCGGGCGCUGCCCGGCCCCGCGGCGCCGCUGCCGCCGAUGCUAUGCCAAAGCCAGAGGUGUCCGCAUCCUACCAGGAGAAAUUCCAACAAUUGCAAGUUGAGAGCAUGUUUGGAAAUUGAACCACUGUUUUAACUACACAGCUGAGUGAAGAUGUGGAGCGAGUAUCUGAAAAUCCAACAGAGGAGAGAGAAGGAGAUAUGGAAGUUCAUGAAGAUUCCAGCUCUGUUAUUUUACCAGAUGGUGAGCUGGGUACCACUACCCCUUCUCUGCGUUUCAGCAAGACCUGCCUAAAGAAUGUUUUCUCUGUAAUACUCCUGUUUAUUUAUCUGCUGCUCAUGGCUGUAGCUGUGUUCCUUGUCUACCAAACCAUCAGUGACUUCAGGGAGAAGCUCAAGCAUCCAGUGAUGUCUGUCACUUAUAAGGAAGUGUCCUUCUAUGAUGCACCUGGAAUUGCCUUUUACCCAGGCAAGGCUCAGCUGCUCAGCUGCAAACAUCAUUACUACGAUCACAUUCCACCUCUGGUGAAUCCAGGUCAGCCAGGAGACAUUGAAUGCACCACUCAGAGGAUCAACUACACAGAUCCUUUCACUAAUCAAACUAUGAAGUAUGCUUUGGUUGUUCAAGGCCCUCGUGAUGUGAAGAAAAGGGAGCUGGUGUUUUUGCAGUUCCAUUUAAAUGAAACAGACCAAGAUUUCAGUGCCAUUGACUACCUGCUGUUUUCUUCUUUCCAAGAGUUUGUCAGCAGUCCAGAAAAAGCAAAAUUCAUGAAGGACUGUGAAAGUUCAUACUCCAGCUGGAAGUUUUCUGGAGGCUUCCGAACUUGGGUCAAGAUGUCCUUGGUUAAAACAAAAGAAGAAGAUGGUAGUGAGACUGUUGAAUUCAAACAGGAGACCAGUGUGGUUAACUACAUUGACCAGAGAACUAAACCAGGGAGUGACCAGCUGUUCUUUGUGGUGUUUGAGUGGAAAGACCCUUUCAUACAGACUGUUCAGGACAUUAUCACAGCAAACCCCUGGAACAUGAUUGCUCUCCUCUGUGGUAUCUUUCUGGCCCUGUUUAAGGCAGCAGACUUUGCUAAGUUAAGUGUUAAGUGGAUGAUCAAGAUCCGAAGAAGGCAUCUGAAGAGGACUCGGCAAGUAACAAACCACAUAAGCUGAGCCAAACACUGUUAGGCUUUUAACUGUUCAUAGCAGGAGUGACAGAAAAUAACUGGAAUGAACUGCAAUCAGCAAUUGAAGCUGAAAACCAGGUAUGUUUUAUUCCAGAGAGAUGCUGGCUGGAGGAACAGCCUCGUGACCCGGCCCUGGAAUGGCAGAGGCGCUAACUCUAGGACAGGUCUAACAAACUCACGCUUUUCUAGUCCAAGUUUAACAAGUUUACCUGUGUGUAUGGGGGAACCAGGGGGAACGGAGGGUACUCAGUCAUGUUCAGAAAGCCAUCCCUGCAGUAAAUUAUGAAAAGUGGACAGUGUUAGAAUGUUUCUCCAGCAGACCCUUUAGUUUCUGCAUCAGCUGUGAGCUGCUCCCAUAGCGCAGUCACUGCCCUGAUGGUGCUUAGUGGAAGGCAAAGUGCUCUGCAAACAUCCUGGCCUCUCUUCUCCAAAGUGUACUUUAAAACAAAAUACACUGGAAUUUCGUUACAUGUCAUCUUUAAAUCAAAGUACAAUGACUUUAAUAUUAAAAAAUACUUCAAGUAA
This is a messenger RNA of Zonotrichia leucophrys gambelii, 1764 nucleotides long. It is a transcript of the gene PACC1, whose product is annotated as proton activated chloride channel 1. The transcript is spliced from 8 exons. Lineage: Eukaryota; Metazoa; Chordata; Aves; Passeriformes; Passerellidae. Bases 266 to 1225 code for a protein of 319 amino acids. The record is from RefSeq and is a predicted model, not a curated record. Gene Ontology annotation, cellular component: cell surface.